AAUCCCGUCAGCUACAGUGCUUCUUUCCCCUCCUGCGCAUGGCCUAUGUCAACAACGUCUUCCUGGUUUUUUAGCGAAGGAGAACUUCUUACACUGGAUCAACUAUCCUGACACUUGAGGCUCGCAAGCUGGGUACUGCGAAUCCCUAUGCCCUCCAUGGCGGGCUCCAAGCCUGUGGCCGAAAUACCACGAUUCUUGCGCCUGACCUGGACCUCCGCCGCCCUCGUCCAGGCAGCGCCCCAGUCCGUCUCUAAGCGACCUUGCGUAACUCAAACACUGAAGGCGCCUGCGUUCAAGUCUGUGUCGAGGCCCAGGGCAAUACAUACGAGUGCUGCUACGACCUUGACCGUGAGGAACCCUUCGUCGCACUCGCGCAAGAGACCCCGGACCUAUGUUCAAUCACUUCCUCCAGACUCUGCCCCCAUCCGCCACAAUGGGGUCUACGCUUCUGCAUUCAAACCAGCCCGUCGAGCGUUCUCGACGACACCUGUGCACCACAAAGCUCACCACUUUGACACGCUGAGAUUCGUGCAAAGACUGAAAGAUGAAGGCUUCACAGAAGAGCAGGCUGUGGCUAUGAUGCGGGUCCUCAACGACGUGAUAGAGGAGUCGAUCCAGAACCUCACUCGAACUAUGGUCUUGAAGGAGGAUGCAGAGAGAAGCACUUAUACGCAGAAGGUCGAUUUUGCCAAGUUGAGGAGUGAACUGUCCAACGCAGACAGCACCGAAGCACAAUUAACACGGUCAAGCCACGACCGUCUGACCAGUGAUCUGGCCAAAUUAAACUCGAGAUUGCGGGACGAGAUUAGUCGGACGCAAGCCAGUGUUCGCCUAGACCUAAAUCUCGAAAAGGGCAGGAUACGAGAAGAAGCGAACGGACAAGAGAUGCGGAUCAAGGAGACGGAAGCCCGCAUCGAGCAAGAGGUGGCCAGUCUCCGCGAACGAGUCGAAGCGGUCAAAUUCUCGACCCUCCAGUGGCUCAUGGGCGUCUGCACGGGAACAGCAGCACUCAUUUUGGGUGCCUGGCGCCUGCUCAUGUAAAUUACCCGACGCUGUUGUGCUAUACGGCCUAAGUGAUACGCCUACCGUGCCCCGGUUACGCGGAAUGUCGACACUACCUUACCGGAAUGAUAGUGCAGAGUCAGAGAAUCGCUCCUCUAUGCUUCGAUUUCAAACUGCCUUGGAUCUCGUCUGCUCUACGACUCGGCCUCAUUCGAGCUGCAUCAUCGGCUCUACAAGGCGCAGGUUCCGUCCAAAAGCAGUGAGUUGAUAGCGCUUCUAGCCUGUCUACAUAAUACUAUGAUAUACGUCGUCAUGAGAUGGCAAGGCUGGGAUCCAGCACGAUUAGAAACGAGGUUUUGGUUGGGAUCCGACUCGCCGAGCACAUGUCUAGGUUGUGUAUAUUAGCUUUGUAUCUGGUCAAUGUGUGGCUGCACAACUGACUAAUCGGUGCUGAACUGCGAAGCGUCGACUGUUCUAUUCCUCGCACGUCCGCCUGACACUAGG
Messenger RNA from Cladophialophora immunda, 1506 nucleotides. RefSeq lists its product as uncharacterized. NCBI's taxonomy places the organism in Eukaryota, Fungi, Ascomycota, Eurotiomycetes, Chaetothyriales, Herpotrichiellaceae. Bases 148 to 1041 code for a protein of 297 amino acids. Gene Ontology annotation, cellular component: mitochondrion. The transcript is spliced from 2 exons. The record is from RefSeq and is a predicted model, not a curated record.